Fusarium proliferatum ET1 is the source of this 1764-nucleotide messenger RNA. RefSeq lists its product as uncharacterized. Bases 1 to 1764 code for a protein of 587 amino acids. NCBI's taxonomy places the organism in Eukaryota, Fungi, Ascomycota, Sordariomycetes, Hypocreales, Nectriaceae. Gene Ontology annotation, cellular component: commitment complex; U2-type prespliceosome; U1 snRNP. Gene Ontology annotation, molecular function: protein binding. Gene Ontology annotation, biological process: mRNA 5'-splice site recognition; RNA processing. The transcript has 5 exons. The record is from RefSeq and is a predicted model, not a curated record.
AUGAGCGACUUCGGUCAUUUCGGCUCCGAUGAGGAGUACGCAACUGUGCGCAAGCACAAUGCUGAGGUGGAGUCUGACCCCGACAACUUCGAGCACUGGGAGAACCUCAUCAAAGCUUGUGAGACAUUGGAGGGUGGCUUGAAUCGCAACUCAAGCCCUCAAGCACUAGCGACCUUCCGCGAUGCCUACGACAGAUUCCUCAUUAAAUUCCCUCUGCUCUUUGGGUACUGGAAGAAAUAUGCCGACAUGGAGUUCAAUAUUGCCGGCCCCGAGUCUGCUGAGAUGGUAUACGAGAGAGGAUGCGCAAGCAUCACCAAUUCUGUCGACUUGUGGACGGACUACUGCUCCUUCAAGAUGGAGACAACCCAUGACCCACACCUCGUCAGAGAACUAUUUGAGCGAGGAUCAGCCUUCGUGGGACUCGAUUUUCUUGCCCAUCCUUUCUGGGACAAGUACAUUGAGUACGAAGAGCGUCAGGAAGCACAAGACAAAAUUUACGCCAUCCAUGCACGAAUCAUUCGCAUACCAAUGCACCAGUAUGCACGUUACUACGAGAGGUUUCGAUCGCUAUCACAUAAUCAACCCAUCACAGAGGUGGUGUCUGCUGAGGAUCUUUCACGUUUCAGGGCGGAGGUCGAAGCUGAAACAAUUGCUUAUGGCGGCGGUCCUAAGGCUGAGCUGGAGAUUGAGCGCGAUGUUCGUGCAAAGAUCGAUGCCAUGUACUACGAAAUUUUCACUGCGACGCAAACUGAGGUAUCGAAGCGCUGGACCUACGAAUCGGAGAUUAAGAGACCCUACUUUCACGUUACGGCUUUGGAACACAAGGAUCUGGUCAACUGGCGCAAGUACCUGGAUUUCGAAGAAGCUGAAGGCGAUUUCACACGAACCGUCGCUUUGUACGAACGAUGUCUUGUCACAUGCGCCUAUUACGAUGACCUCUGGUUCCGAUAUGCCCGGUGGAUGAGUGGCCAGGAAGACAAACAAGAGGAAGUUCGCAACAUCUAUGCACGUGCUUCGACGAUGUUUGUGCCUGUUAGCCGACCAGGCAUCAGACUGCAAUGGGCUUACUUCGAAGAAAGUGCUGGCCGAGUUGACGUUGCCCUUGAUAUCCAUGAGGCAAUUCUUCUGAGGCUACCAGACUGUGUUGAGGUCAUUGUGUCGUGGGCCAAUGUCCAGCGACGACAAAAUGGCAUUGACGCUGCUAUUCAGGUGUUUAAGGAACAGAUCGAUUCUGCUACGGUAGACGUGUACACCAAAGCUGCCUUGGUUGCAGAAUGGGCUCUUUUGCUCUUGAAGGCCAAGGGUUCGGUGGAAGAGGCUCGCGGGGUUUUUAUGAAAAAUGUGCAGUGGUGUGCGGACAGCAGGCUAUUCUGGGAUCGAUGGUUCAACUUUGAGUUGAAUCAGCCAACGAGCCUCGAGAGUGAAGCUCAACACAGCGAGCGCAUGAAGAAAGUAUUCGACGAGCUUCGAGAACGAAGCCGACUCUCCCCAGCAGUCAAGAAGGACUUGACCCAAGUAUAUCUCACAUACUUGAUCGAGAGAGGCAACAAGGAUGCCAUGAAGGUAUUCUUGCAAAUCGACAGAGAAAUAUUUGGGCCAUCGUCGGUAGCCAAACUCUCUACGGGCAGCGGCAAGGAGAAUGGGGUUGCAAAGGGAGAGCUGGACGAGGCCAGCAAGCAGCGGGCCGAGGCCCAGUACUCUCACUUUUACGAGACUCAUGGUGAACCAGAAGCUGAUGCGCAGGGCAACGCAGACUUCAACUGA